Mercenaria mercenaria is the source of this 9714-nucleotide messenger RNA. RefSeq lists its product as uncharacterized. The transcript is spliced from 2 exons. Bases 7776 to 9296 code for a protein of 506 amino acids. The record is from RefSeq and is a predicted model, not a curated record. Lineage: Eukaryota; Metazoa; Mollusca; Bivalvia; Venerida; Veneridae.
CAGAACUUGUUUGUACUUUGACAGAACUAAAUAUUUUGAAUUUGCAAAUACACUGAACAGACAAAUAUUUUGAAUUUGCAAAUACACUGAACAGACAAAUAUUUAUUUGUCGUGAAUUUUGUAAAAGAAACAGCCAGCCAUCAGAAAAAAUGAUUUACUAUCACCUUAUAAGUAAAAUUAAAGUUUACGAUGAGGAAUAAUUUUUUCAUAUAUAUUUUAAAAAGAGGUUAUAUAUACAAAUAAUUCAAAGAUACAACAACAUACACUAGUAUUAUUGAUACAGAGAUUUUUAAAAAUCUAAUUUGUCAAAUUGACAUCGGGUCUCCCGUAUUUCCAAAUUAAAAAAUAAAAGUGCCCACCCGCCGCAUUUUUUCCCAAAAUACAGAUGAGAAUCUAAACUUUUAUUAGUCAACCAGUUUCGGGGACUAUAGGAAUGCGCUUUUCCGUCAUUCUGUCAUUCCGUCCGUCCGCAAUUUCGUGUCCCAUUCAUAACUUCGUCGUCCUUGAAGGGAUUUUAAUAUUACUUGGCACAAAUGUUCCCCAUGGUGAGACGACGUGUCAUGCGCAAAACCCCUAGCUAAAAGGUCAAGGUCACAAUUGGAGGUCAACAGGGCUUUUUUCCUGCCCAGUCUAUAACUUUGCCAUCCAUGAAGGGAUUCUAAUAUUAGGCCUCACCAAAUUAAAAAGUUGUUCAUCGGAUUUGCCGCUCAUAAAUUUUCAGAAACACAAAAAAAAAAUUUUUUGUUUGUUUUUGGCUUGCCCCAUUGAAAAAAGUCAAGCCAAAAUUUUUUGGUGCACUAUGUUUUACGGACGUAACAGUGUACAAAUGCUUCUAACUCCAGCCCCAGAUUGUUCUAAAGUGGACUUUAAUCACAAUAAAUACAUCCUAUACGCAUCGUCUAUAAAAUAUCAUAAUGUUUAUAUUUAGUUGGAUUAAAGUUAUUUCCCUUUGAUGCAGUUACGCCAUUUUCUUCAAAUGUUUACCCAAUUGUGUUGCUACAGAAAAACGGGUUUAUUUCAGUGAAAAUCAGAUGAAAAAAACAUACUAAUUCAUUUGAUAACAUCAAUCUACAUUAUUUUGGUAAGGGUAAAUAGUAUUGAUGCAUGCCACUUUUCUGUUUUCUGUUUUUCCAGUCCAUAUAUGAACAGCAUUUUUAUACGAAAGUGGGUGGGGUAAGGAAUUGACAUUAUGAGUUUUGUUUAGCCCAGUUUAGAUUUUCAAAUUUUCCAAUCCUCAUGUAGAAUAAUGUUAAUCCACGUUAAUAUCCAUUUCAGACUUUAAUUGAGACUUUGUUUCAACAAAUUUAAUGAUAAAUCUGUUAAGAAAGUUUAAAGUUAGAACAAGAGCUGUUUGUAAGACAGCACACUCAACUUUUCUAAGUGUUUGACACUGAAUUAGAGCUUUGCCAGUAAAAGGGGUAUAAUAGUCGAGCGCUUUGAAAGUAACAGAGCUAUUGGACGUUAUAUAAAACUUUAAAAAAACUAUUCUAAGGUAAAAAGGGGCGCAACUCUGUCAAAAUUCAGAGUUUUAAUAUGGGGAUUGUGUCUCCUUGUGUAGACUUUGAUAGUAAAUAACUAUUUUAACUUUCAAGUCAAAAGCUUUUAAGUAACAGAGAUAUUUGAUCAAAAACUUCGAAAAGUCGAGCUAAAAAUGCUACAUUUUCUUAGCAGUAAAUAUUUCAGUCAUAUAUCUAUGUCAUGAUUUUAAGACUAUGCAUUGUUGUAUAUUACAUAUUUUCUAACAGCAUUUUCAAAAGCAUACAUUAUUUGAUUACACUGUACUGUAUGCCAGUGUUAUUAUGUCUCCCCCCCCCCAGACAUAUUGUUUUUGCCCUGUCCGUCCGUCCGUCGGGGCGUCCAUCCGUACGUCACACUUCAUUUCCAAGCAAUAACUGGAGAACCAUUUGACCUAGAACCUUCAAACUUCAUAGGUUGGUAGGGCUUAUUGAGGAGACGACCCCUAUUGUUUUUGGGGUCACUCCGUCAAAGGUCAAGGUCACAGGGGCCUGAACAUGGAAAACCAUUUCCGAUCAAUAACUAGAGAACGACUUGACCCAGAAUGUUGAAACUUCAUAGGAUGAUUGGUCAUGCAAAGUAGAUGACCCCUAUGGAUUUUGGGAUCACUCCAUCGAAGGUCAAGGUCACAGGGGCCUGAACAUGGAAAACCAUUUCCGAUCAAUAACUUGAGAACCACUUGACCCAGAGUGUUGAAACUUCAUAGGAUGAUUGUUCAUGCAGAGUAGAUGACCCCUAUUGAUUUUGGGAUCACUCUGUUGAAGGUCAAGGUCAGAGGGGCCUGAACAUUGAAAACUAUUUCCAGUCAGUAACUUGAGAACCACUUGACCCAGAAUGUUGAAACUUAAUAAGAUGAUUGGUCAUGCAGAGUAGAUGACCCCUAUUGAUUUUAGGGGUCACUCUAUUAAAGGUCAAGGUCACGGGGGCCUGAACAUCGAAAACUGUUUCCAAUCAAUAACUUGAGAACCUGACUCGACCCAGAAUGUUGAAACUUCAUAGGAUGAUUGUUCCUGCAGAGUAAAUGACACCUAUUUGUUUUUGAUUUCACUCCAUUAAAGGUCAAAGCCAUAGGGGCCUGAACAUUGAUAACCAUUUCCGAUCAACAACUUGAGAACCUCUUGACCCAGAAUGGUGAAUCUUCAUAGGAUGAUUGAACAUGCAGAGUAGAUGACCCCUAUCGAUUUUGGGGUCACUCUGUUAAAGGUCAAGGUCACAGGAGACUGAACAUGGAAAACAAUUUCCGAUCAAUAACUUGAGAACCACUUGACCCAGAAUGUUGAAACUUCAUAGGAUGAUUGAACAUGCAGAGUAGAUGACCCCUAUUGAUUUUUGGGUCCGUCUAUUAAAGGUCAAGGUCACAGGGGCCUGGUCAUGUAAAAUCAUUUCCGGAAAAUAACUUGAGAACCACUUGACCUAGAAUGUUGAAACUUAAUAGGAUGAUUGGACAUGCAGAGUAGAUGACCCCUAUUUAUUUUGGGGUCACUUGAUCAAAGGUCAAGGUCACAGGAGCCUGAACAGUGACUUGAGAACCACUAGGCCAAGAGUGUUGAAACUUAGCGGGAUGACUGGACAUGCCAAGUAGAUGAUCCCUAUUUCAGCCAACCAUCAGUGUCUCUUUGACUUUCGCUCCUGACCCCUAUUGACUUCUUGCCUAUAGAACUUUGCAUUGGGGGAGACAUGUGCUUUUUAGCUCACCUGUCACAAAGUGACAAGGUGAGCUUUUGUGAUCGUGCGGCGUCCGUCGUGCGUGCGUGCGUGCGUCCGUGCGUCCGUAAACUUUUGCUUGUGACCACUCUAGAGGUCACAUUUUUCAUGGGAUCUUUAUGAAAGUUGGUCAGAAUGUUCACCUUGAUGAUAUCUAGGUCAAGUUCGAAACUGGGUCACGUGCCAUCAAAAACUAGGUCAGUAGGUCUAAAAAUAGAAAAACCUUGUGACCUCUCUAGAGGCCAUAUAUUUCACAAGAGCUUCAUGAAAAUUGGUCACAACGUUCACCUUGAUGAUGUCUAGGUCAAGUUCGAAACUGGGUAACACGCCUUCAAAAACUAGGUCAGUAGGUCAAAUAAUAGAAAAACCUUGUGACCUCUCUAGAGGCCAUAUUUUUCAUGGGAUCUUUAUGAAAAUUGGUCUGAAUGUUCAUCUUGAUGAUAUCUAGGUCAAGUUCGAAACUGGGUCACGUGCGGUCAAAAACUAGGUCAGUAGGUCUAAAAAUAGAAAAACCUUGUGACCUCUCUAGAGGCCAUAUAUUUCACAAGAUCUUCAUGAAAAUUAAUCAGAACGUUCACCUUGAUGAUAUCUAGGUCAAGAUCGAAACUGGGUCACGUGCCAUCAAAAACUAGGUCAGUAGGUCAAAUAAUAGAAAAACCUUGUGACCUCUCUAAAGGCCAUAUUUUUCAUGGGAUCUGUAUGAAAGUUGGUCUGAAUGUUCAUCUUGAUGAUAUCUAGGUCAAGUUCGAAACUGGGUCACGUUCGGUCAAAAGCUAGGUCAGUAGGUCUAAAAAUAGAAAAACCUUGUGACCUCUCUAGAGGCCAUAUAUUUCAUGAAAUCUUCAUGAAAAUUGGUCAGAAUGUUCACCUUGAUGAUAUCUAAAUCAAGUUCGAAAGUGGGUAACGUGCCAUCAAAAGCUAGGUCAGUAGGUCAAAUAAUAGAAAAACCUUGUGACCUCUCUAGAGGCCAUAUUUUCCAUGGGAUCUGUAUGAAAGUUUUUUUGAAUGUUCAUCUUGAUGAUAUCUAGGUCAAGUUCGAAAGUGGGUCACGUGCCGUCAAAAACUAGGUCAGUAGGUCAAAUAAUAGAAAAACCUUGUGACCUCUCUAAAGGCCAUAUUUUUCAAUGGAUCUUCAUGAAGGUUGGUCUGAAUGUUCAUCUUGAUGAUAUCUAGGUCAAGAUCGAAACAGGGUCAUGUGCGGUUAAAAACUAGGUCAGUAGGUCUAAAAAUAGAAAAACCUUGUGACCUCUCUAGAGGCCAUACUUGUGAAUGGAUCUCCAUAAAAAUUGGUCAGAAUGUUCAUCUUGAUGAUAUUUAGGUUAAGUUCGAAAGUGGGUCACGUGCCAUCAAAAAGUAGGUCAGUAGGUCAAAUAAUGAAAAAAUGUUGUGACCUCUCUAGAGGCCAUAUUUUUCAUGGGAUCUGUAUGAAAGUUUGUCUGAAUGUUUAUCUUGAUGAUAUCUAGGUCAAGUUUGAAACUGGGUCAACUGCGAUCAAAAACUAGGUCAGUAGGUCUUGAAAUAGAAAAACCUUGUGACCUCUCUAGAGGCCAUACCCUUGAAUGGAUCUUCAUGAAAAUUGGUCAGAAUGUUCACCUUGAUGAUAUCUAGGUCAAGUUUGAAACUGGGUCACGUGCCUUAAAAAACUAGGUCAAUAGGUCAAAUAAUAGAAAAACCUUGUGACCUCUCUAGAGACCAUAUUUUUCAAUGGAUCUUCAUGAAAAUUGGUCAGAAUUUUUAUCUUGAUAAUAUCUAGGUCAAGUUCAAAACUGGGUCACAUGAGCUCAAAAACUAGGUCACUAUGUCAAAUAAUAGAAAAAACGACGUCAUACUCAAAACUGGAUCAUGUGGGAAGAGGUGAGCGAUUCAGGACCAUCAUGGUCCUCUUGUUUACAAAAGCAAUUUCUAGUUACCUUUUGAGUUUGCUUUGUUCACAUACACAUUUAACCCUUUGUCAUGUAUUUGCAGAAUAUAUUUUAAUAUUUGUUUUCUCAGAAACUAUAUUCCAAGUGAUUGCAAAGUAAUUGCAUCAGACUUUUGCAAACAGUCUGCAAAAUGUAUCACAGUGAAGCAAAGGGUUUGCAAAUAAACACUUAGAUGAAUUACAGACUGCAAAGGUUUUGCAAACAAAUACUUUAUUAUGCCCCCCUUCGAAGAAGGAGGGGUAUAUUGUUUUGCAGAUGUCUGUAGGUCUGUCGGUCGGUCUGUAUGUAGACCAAACCGUUUCCGGAUGAUAACUCAAAAACGCUUGGGCCUAGGAUCAUGAAAGUUUAAAGGAAGGUCGGUUAUCACCUGCAGAUGACCCCUAUUGAUUUUGAGAUCUGUAUGUCAAAGGUCAAGGUCACAGUGACCCUGAACAGUUAAACGGUUUCCAGAUGAUAACUCAAGAACGCUUGGGCCUAGGGUCAUGAAAGUUGAUAGGGAGGUUGGUCAUGACCAGCAGAUGACCCCUAUUGAUUUUGAGGUCAGUAGGUCAAAGUUCAAGGUCACAUUGACCCGGAACAGUUAAACGGUUUACGGAUGAUAACUCAAGAUUGCUUGGGCCUAAGAUCAUGAAAGUUGAUAGGGAGAUUGGUCAUGACCAGCAGGUGACCCCUAUUGAUUUUGAGAUCAGUAAUUCAAAGGUCAAGGUCACAGUGUCCAGGAACAGUAAAACGGUUUCCGGGCGAUAACUCAAGAACGCUUGGGCCUAGGGUCAGGAAAAUUGAUGAGAUUGAUCAUGACCAGCAGAUGACCCCUAUUGAUUUUGAGGUCAUUUGGUCAAAGCUCAAGGUCAGAUUGGCCAGGAACAGUUAAAUGGUUUCUGGACGAUAACUUGAAAACGCUUAGGCCAAGGGUCUUGAAAGAUGAUAGAGAGGUUCAUCAUGACCAGCAGAUGACCCCUGUUGAUUUUAAGGUCAGUAGGUUAAAGGUCAAGGUUACAGUGACCCGGAACAUUUAAACCGUUUCCAGAAAAUAACUUGAGAAUGCUUGGGCCUAGGAUCAUGAAACUUAAUAGGGAGGUUGAUCAUGACCAGCAGAUGACCCCUGUUAAUUUUGAGGUCAAUAGGUCAAAGGUCAAUGUCACAUUGAACCAGAACAGCAGAACUUUUGUUUACAGUGAGCAAAUAAUUUCUGUUCCUUGUGCAAUUACUGAAUGCAUCAAGGGGGGCAUUUUGUGUUCGCCGAGCUCUUGUUAAAUUAGCAGACAGCAAAGCAUCUGCAAACAAACACUUAGCUCAUUUAGUUAGCAAAGGUAUUGCAAAUAAGAGAGAUUAAUUUAUUUUAAAUAUUAAUCUAGUUUAUUCUGGUGUAAAUUUCUCGCUUAACUUGGGUUAGAUAUUUACCGGAAAUUAGCGUUGCAAGACGCCGCGUAGUGUAACCAUGGUAAUUCUCGCGAGAUCGUUCGUAUCUUCGCCGAGUAUAAAAGUCACGUGACCGCCACGUUCUAUCUUUCAGUCCGCAAAUUCAGCGUCGCACAACAUUUAAAAAAUCUAGAGUAAAUUCAGUUAGCAGUUUUAAGCAUGCCAGGUCGUGGAAGGGGCGUGAAGAGAAGGGGCACGGAUAAACGUGGCCCGACAACAAGGGCAGCCGAGGCUAAACGAGCAAGGCCGGCAAUUGACGACGGCACAGGUCCGGACAGAGGUAGGCAAAAUACACCAAUUAUUGAUUUUGAACAGAUAAUUCGUGAUUCUGAGGUUGUACAUGGCAUUCAAAGUAGAGAAACUCAAACUUUCAAUAACGAUUUUGAGUCUAAUAAUUUAUUUUCAAGUAGAAAUAAUCCCGACUCAGAACAAAACAACACUCAAGGUGAAUGUCCGGUAUUGACCGCGCAAAACGCGGACGUUGUAAACCAAAAUGAUGGCUCAAAUUGUUAUGCUAACGCUACCGACAAUUAUACAAUGUUAGGUAGUAAUGAACCGUUAGUGCAUUUUAACAAUUCAUUGAACUAUGCAAAUUCGUUUCCUCAAAAUUAUGACAUGACACGCUUAGCGCAAGAUGAUAUCAUGUUCCCUCAAGCAUAAAGCAGAAAAUAUGCGGGGGUGAAUAUAUCAACAUGGCAUUACUUCUUAAGGGUGCGGUGGAACUUUCAGAUUUUGCCUCGGGAAGUACUUUGCAGUUUUCUCAUGAUGGUACAAUUACUUGUCGGCCUAAAGAGUGUAAAGAUGACAUCAGAAAUAUCGAACGCUGGUCCGAUGCUUUUAUCAUUUUUAUGUCUGUCUAUUUAACGGCAUACCCAAACAAAGUUCACGAACUCCUUCAGUAUUUCUAUGUAAUACGGGAAUGCGCAUCUCGUCAUGGGGGAAAAUUUUGGAAAAUGUAUGACGAGCAAUUUAGUCUGCAUCAAGCUAGCAUGCCUUUGUCAUGGGCUAUCAUUAAUCAUGAAUUAUGGUCGCGGUUAAUGCCGUCCAUAUACGAGCCUACAAGGCAAAGCCAGAUAAAGCAAAAGCCAGCAGACAUAUGUAUUCCUUUUAAUAAAGGCACGUGUAACUGGUCAUACUGCAAGUUUCGGCAAGCGUGUUACCAUUGUGGCCGUUCACAUAGCUUGAUGAAUUGUUUUACCGGUACAAAACAUAACAAUGGAGAGACGUUCUCAUUGCCAGAAAACACAGGGGGUAAUUUUCAACAAACUGGCCGAAAAAACCUUUUUCGAGGGCGUGGAUUCUGGCGUGGUCGUGGAUUCAACCAGUAUCGGGGCUCAAGGGGUUCAAACAGAAAGUAAUAACUUACCUUGCGAUGAUGUCCAUUUUAAAGUAGCACAUUCACCUAUAAAUAUCCAAUUUUUAGAAAUUUGGCUUAGUAAGUACAAGUCGCAUGAUGCAAAUAUUUUAUUAAACGGUUUUAAGCACGGUUUCAGAUUGAACUAUUCGGGCCCACGUCAAGCUCGUGUAUCAAAAAACCUGAAGUCCGUAAAACAACAGCCUGAAUUAGCACAACAAAAAAUACAAAAAGAGGUAGACGCAGGCCGAGUUGCCGGUCCAUUUACCGUAAGCCCAUUUAAAAACUUGCAGAUUUCACCAAUUGGCUUGGUUCCAAAGAAAAGUCCGGGCGAAUACAGGCUUAUACAUCACCUGUCAUAUCCUGAGGGAUUAUCAGUCAAUGAAUUUAUAGAUCCGAAAAUAUGCUCGGUUAAAUACACAGAAUUCGAUGAAGCGAUUCGUAUUAUACAAGACCUGGGUAGAAACUGUUAUUUAUUUAAAAUGGACAUAAAAAGUGCAUUUCGAUUACUUCCGAUUCAUCCCGACGAUUUCGAACUUUUAGGAUUUUCUUGCAUGGAAAAGAUUUAUUUCGAUAACUGUUUACCAUUUGGCUGUAGCAUUUCGCCUAGUUUGUUUGAGAAAUUUUCUACUUUUCUAGAAUUUUGCAUUAAAUCAAAAAUGAAUUCAGGACGUCUUAUACACUACCUUGACGACUUCCUUGGCGGGGAGAAAGGGUACGAGUCUUGUAAAAGCCUAAUGCUAUUAUUCGAAACAAUCAUGAACAAGCUAGGCGUUCCAUUGGCAGACGAAAAAACGGAAGGUCCCUUAAAGGUCAUUGUUUUCUUGGGCUUAGAACUUGAUUCGGAUAAAAUGGAGAUCCGAAUACCGAUCGUAAAAAUUGAUGAAGUCAUUCAAAAAAUUGAAUUCAUUUUGUCAAAGAAUUCCGUUACUCUUAGAGAAAUGCAGUCGCUUAUAGGAUCUUUGAAUUUUUGCUGUCGCGCGAUAGUUGUUGGAAGACCAUUUUGCCGACGUCUUAUUAAUUCAACUUGUGGUGUUAAGCGUCCAUUCCAUCAUGUCCGACUGAACAAGGGAAUAAAAUUAGAUCUGGAAAUGUGGCUUAGAUUUUUUAGAAACUGUAACGGAAUUUCAGUCUUUCAUGAUCGGUUUUGGUUAUCCAACGAUGACGAACAGUUGUACACAGACAGCUCUGGGGGCAUUGGUUUUGGUAUCUGGUUUAAUGGGCAUUGGUGUCACGCAAGAUGGCCUGUUGCAUGGCAUAGUAAUGGUUUAACAAGGGACAUAACCGUAUUAGAGCUUUUCCCAUUGUUACAGCUAUUUGUAUUUGGGGCGGGCAGCUACGAAAUAAGAAGAUACGGUUUCACUGUGACAACCAGGCCGUAGUACAUAUAUUGAACACGAUGUCUUCCAAGUCCUCACAGGUUAUGUCAUUAAUAAGGGUACUUACGUUACAGUGUCUGCGCUUUAAUUGUUUGUUGAGAGCUUCUCAUAUAGCCGGGGCAAAAAAUGAAAUAAGCGACGCAUUAUCUCGUUUUCAGCUCACCCGGUUCAAAACGUUAGCACCAGAGGCCGAUUCGUCCCCGACACCAAUACCAGACUAUCUUUGGGAUAUCUUCAAAGCAGAUACAUUUGGGUCAUUGGGGACUCUAUACCUCAUUGGGCAGGUGUGAGAGCCAGCGCAAGGGGAAUUGACAAUUUACGGCUACCCUGUACAAUAGCAUGGUGGUGCAAAAGAGGGAUGAGUCUGGAUGAGCUGACACAUGCAUUACAACUCCCAGCCCUCUUUAGGAGUCCUCCUCAG